CUAGAAGAUUCAAUAGUUGUACGUGGCUUGGACACUGUCGCACCAUCUGUGUUGAUCCAAGAACGUGAAACAGUGAGCUCGAAUAAUGGCAUGUUCACUCUGGGAUUCUUCAGGCCUCGGAAUUCCACAAAUUGCUACCUAGGAAUUUGGUUCAUGUCUGAAUCCUCUGUUGUUUGGGUGGCUAACAAAAACGACCCACUGACAGAUCCUUCAGGGAUUCUCACAAUAUCAGGGAAUGGCAAUCUUGUUGUUUUGAAUGGGCAAAAACAGGUUGUUUGGUCAACCAAUGUCUCAAUGGCAUCAAAUUCUAGUGCCCAACUCUUAGAUUCUGGCAACCUUGUACUCAUUGAUAGAACGACUGGCGCAUUCCUGUGGCAGAGUUUCCAGCAUCCUGAUAAUACAUUAUUACAAAACAUGAAAUUCAGUACUAAUAUGCAACUUACAUCAUGGAAAAGUACAUCAGAUCCAUCCUAUGGAGGAUUUUCUUGCGGCCUUAAACCUCUUAAUGCUACUGAAGUGUUUGUAUGGAAAGAAAAUCAUCCUUACUGGCGUAGUGGUCCCUGGAAUGGCACACACUUUCUUGGGGUACCCCAGAGUUCAUCUAUGUCCCUAAAUGAGUUUCAGAUGCAAGGAGAGCUGGGAGGGAGUUUUGACCUAUAUUUUCAUUACACAGACAAGUCUGCAUUGCUAACUCUAAAGUUAGGUCACAAAGGUAAACUCAAAAAACAACGUUGGAAUUCUCACACGAAUUUAUGGGAUCGUGAGUGGGUAAGUGAGAAUUCUGUGUGUGAUAUUUAUGGCAAAUGUGGCCCAUUUGGGAUCUGCAAUUCUCUAAGCUCACCAAUUUGCAGCUGCUUGAGAGGGUUUGAACCAAAUAACGAAGAAGAAUGGGGAAGGCAAAAUUGGACCAGUGGGUGCGUGAGAAGAGAAGCACUUCAGCAAGAGAGGGACAAAAAUUUUUCUCAAGCCAGCAAGCCAGAUGGGUUCUUGAAGCUGGAGAGGGUAAAGCUACCAGAUCAUGCAGAAGCGUCACCUUCUAACUUUGCCAAGGAUUCUGCAGAUUGCCAAACUCGAUGCCUGAAGAAUAGCUCUUGUAUAGCUUAUGCCUAUGAUAAAAGCCUUGGCUGUAUGGUAUGGAAUGCAGAUUUACUUGACAUACAAAGUUUCUCAGUUGGAGGAGUUGAUCUUUUCAUACGUUUGGCCUACUCAGAACUAGAUAAGGCCAGGAGGAACAUGGUAACACCUAUUAUAAUACCAACUCUGAUAGGAACAAUUUUUAUCAUGGCCUUGGGAUAUUUCUUAUGGAAGAUGAGGUCAAAGCAAAAAGGGAAAACGCAGAUGCAGAUUCAUGACAAAAGAAGGAUUUCAAACUUGAAGCAAGCUCAUAAUCAAGAGCUAUCAUUUUUUUAUUUUAGAAAGUUGGCAAUUGCAACAAACAACUUUGACUUGGCAAAUAAACUUGGGCAGGGCGGUUUUGGUCCUGUUUACAAGGGAAAGUUUGAAGACGGACAAGAAAUAGCAGUAAAAAGAUUAUCAAGAUCAUCUAGGCAGGGCAUUGAAGAGUUUAUUAAUGAAGUGGAGUUGAUUUCCAAUCUUCAACACCGAAAUCUUGUUAGACUACUUGGUUGUUGCAUUGAAGAAGAUGAAGAGAUAUUAGUUUAUGAAUACAUGACAAACAAAAGCUUGGAUGCAUAUAUCUUUGAUCCGCUGCAACAAAAGUACUUAGAUUGGAGAAGGCGCUUCAACAUCAUUGAAGGAAUAGCUAGAGGAUUACUUUAUCUUCAUAGAGAUUCCAGAUUAAGAAUUAUACAUAGGGAUUUGAAGGCAAGUAACAUACUGUUGGAUGAAGAGAUGAAUCCAAAGAUAUCAGAUUUUGGGAUGGCAAAACUUUUUGGAGGUGGUCAAAAUCAAGCAAAUACAGAAAGAAUUGUUGGAACAUAUGGAUAUAUUUCCCCAGAAUAUGCAACUGAGGGACUCUAUUCAGAGAAAUCUGAUGUUUUUAGUUUUGGUGUUUUGCUACUAGAGAUUAUUAGUGGAAGGAAAAACACUAGCUUUUAUGAAGAUGCAGAAUCUUUGACACUUUUAGGAUUUGCAUGGAAAUUAUGGAUCAAUGCCAAUGUUAUACCGCUGAUAGAUCCACGAAUAUAUGAUCCAAUCUUUCAUGAAGAUAUAUUGAAGUGCACACAUAUAGGUCUUUUAUGUGUACAAGAACUUGCAAAGGAUAGGCCUAUUAUGGCCUCGGUAAUGUCAAUGCUUCAAAGUGAGAUUGUAGAUCUUCCUCCCCCAAGCCAACCCGCAUUCAUCCUUAGGCAGACUAUGUCUCAUGCAACAGAACAAAGUCCAAGAAGUAAUGAAUUAUGUUCCAUCAAUAAAGUAACUAUCUCUAAUUUUGAGGGGAGAUAGAAAUAUAUUGCCAAAAAUAUAUUGUUCCUUUUUCUUGUAGUUGUACCUAAUUUGGUCCAUCUUGCUGGUGAGAAUUGGGCAUUCCCAUCAUAAUGCGUGAUUACUUAACUGGGGAGUUAUUGCCAGGAUAAUGGUCUACUUCCUUGAGCUUGAGCAUAUUGCUUGUGUAUAUAGGUCUAUAUUUUCAUAUUUUGUAAAUUUACUUAGUGGGAGAAAUCAGCCGAGGGUGAGUUGAGUAGAAACCUAGACUUUUGUAAGUUCCAGGUGAUAUUAACAAAAACCUGAAGUUGUUGGUGAGCUUAUAAAUCUUUUGUACAAGUUGAUACCGAGCUUGGAAACCAACCAUUGUAAUUGUUUUGAUGGUGAAGAAAAUUCCUUGGGUUCAAGAGGACUUGACCUUGGUAAGUCCAAUCAAUAUUGUUGUAUUGUGUAACUUUCCGUCUUUUUAUUUAUUGAUUUUCUAGUUCUAUCUAUUUUACUUUUAGCUAUCUGAUU
Molecule: messenger RNA, 2898 nt
Organism: Neltuma alba
Lineage: Eukaryota; Viridiplantae; Streptophyta; Magnoliopsida; Fabales; Fabaceae
Product: G-type lectin S-receptor-like serine/threonine-protein kinase At1g11330
Exons: 8
Biological process (GO): protein phosphorylation; recognition of pollen
Cellular component (GO): plasma membrane
Molecular function (GO): ATP binding; protein serine/threonine kinase activity
Source: RefSeq, a predicted model, not a curated record